GCGAUCCCCCGUGUAAGAGUGAGGUGGAGGAGGACAUUCCAGUCCAUCUGACCACAGAAAAUCCCAGUAAGAAGUCUGAAGGAAACAUCAUGUUAUCACUAGAUUGUAAAGAAGAAGAUCAGGAUAAUGUGCCGUGCUCUUUAGGAGAAAACCUUAUUACCUGUCAUGUACAUCCAGGACUCCACAGUACAGAUCUAUCAUAUAAUCCUCCUAAUCAUAAGGAACCUUCUCCUGACCAAUCACAGAUUGUUACCACAAGUACCGGGCAGAAAGGGGGUAAAAGAUUUCAAUGCGGGGAAUGUGAAAAACAAUUUAGAUAUAGGUCACAUCUUUUUAUACACAGAAGUAGUCACACAGGAGAGAAGCUGUAUUCAUGUUCAGAAUGUGGGAAAUGUUUUACAACUAAAUCAAGCCUUGAGGAACAUAAAAUAAUUCACACAGGAGAGGAACUGUAUUCAUGCUCAGAAUGUGAGAAAUGCUUUACAAGGAAAUCAAGUCUUGUUAUUCACGAGAGAAUUCACACAGGAGAAAAGCCAUAUUCAUGUUCAGAAUGUUGGAAAUGCUUUAUAAGUAAAGAAAGUCUUGUUAAACAUAAAAGAAUUCACACAGGUGAGAAGCCAUAUUCGUGUUCAGAAUGUGGGAAAUGUUUUACAAAUAGGUCACAUCUUCUUAGACAUGAGAUAAGUCACACAGGAGAGAAGCCAUAUUCAUGUUUAGAAUGUGGGAAAUGUUUUGUUACUAAAGUCAAUCUUCACGAGCAUCAAAGAAUUCACACUGGAGAGAAGCCAUAUUCAUGUUCUGAGUGUGGAAAAUGCUUUACAAGUAGAUCAAAUCUUGUUACUCAUGAGAGAAGUCACACAGGAGAGAAGCCGUAUUCAUGUUCAGAAUGUGGGAAGUGCUUUACAAGUAAAGCAAAUCUUGUUAUGCAUGAGAGAAUUCACACAGGAGAGAAGCCGUAUUCAUGUUCACAUUGUGAAAAAUGUUUUAGAUAUAGAUCAGGUUGCGUUACACAUGAGAAAGUCCACACAGAAGAAAAGUCAUUCUCCUGCUCAGAAUGUGGGAAAUGCUUUACAAGUAAAUCAAGUCUUGUUUUUCACGAGAGAAUUCACACAGGAGAAAAGCCAUAUUCAUGUUCAGAAUGUGGGAAAUGUUUUACCAAGAAAUCAAGUCUUGUUACUCAUGAGAGAAUUCACACAGGAGAGAAGCCAUAUUCAUGUUCAGAAUGUGGGAAAUGUUUUACCAAUAGAUCAAGUCUUGUUCUGCAUCGCCGAUAUCACAUAGGAGAGAAGACGUGUUGAAGUUUUCAAUAAGAAAAAAAUUAUUUUGAAACUAGAGAAUUCAUGCAGAAAUUUUGUUCCAUGUUCAGAAUGUGGGUAUGUAUCGUGGUGUAAUCGUGGUGUACCAAGUGGCUGUAAUGGCUUUUGGGGAUAUAGUGAUGGGCCCCUUGACCUGCCAUCUUGGUACUCUUAUUACACCCUGGAUAUCAGUAAAAGCAGAAUACACUGCAAUGCAGGAGUAUGAAACAGAUUUUUAGAUUUUCAUUUGUGUUACAAAUCUGCCAUAUGUGAAUUUCCCCCAACAAUAUGCUGAUCAUUUGGACAAAACAUGGAGCAUUGAAUUUUAAUUUUAGGGUUUUAGACCUUGUUCACAUGGGCAAAAUUUACCACUAAUUUAGCAGCAGAAAAUUAUUAUUUUUUUCCCACUGUGUAAUCUACAUUCAAAGUUCCAUUAACAGCUUCCCAUUGACUUCAGUGUAAAAAUUCUCGACCGUGUGCUCAGCCAUGUAUUUUUUUUCCUGUAGCUGAUUUAAAAAAUACUUGAGAAGUGACGUGUUACGUGUUUUAGUUCUAUAGAAGUCAAUGGGGAGGGGUAAAACACACUGAGUAGGAGGAGGGUCUGGAUUGUAUUUGGCAGUGUUUCCAUCACUAAUAAAGACCUGUUUUCAGCUGAUUUUGAUACAGAUUUUUAUGCUGUGGAUUUUUCCUCAGCCUUAGGGCUCGUUCACACAAACGUUUUUUGCGUUCCAUAUACGGUCUGUAUACGGAACCAUUCCACGUAAUGUACUCCGUAUGUC
This is a messenger RNA of Bufo gargarizans (Asiatic toad), 2074 nucleotides long. Its product is annotated as zinc finger protein OZF-like. Lineage: Eukaryota; Metazoa; Chordata; Amphibia; Anura; Bufonidae. The transcript has 2 exons. The record is from RefSeq and is a predicted model, not a curated record. The coding region runs from base 90 to 1298 and encodes 402 amino acids.